Chlorella variabilis is the source of this 870-nucleotide messenger RNA. RefSeq lists its product as hypothetical. Lineage: Eukaryota; Viridiplantae; Chlorophyta; Trebouxiophyceae; Chlorellales; Chlorellaceae. The coding region runs from base 1 to 870 and encodes 289 amino acids. The transcript has 8 exons. The record is from RefSeq and is a predicted model, not a curated record. Gene Ontology annotation, molecular function: glycosyltransferase activity. Gene Ontology annotation, cellular component: Golgi apparatus.
AUGACGCAAAACUCGAUCUACUCCAUGGUCAAGUUUGGUGGCGUGCGCAACUACGUGGUCGGGUGCUGGACCCCCGAAGACCUGGCCGCCUGCGCCGACCUCAACCUGCCGUGCACCGACGUGGCGCGCUUUCUUCCCGAGCCCAUGAACAACGCCCCCGACGCCGGCACCUUUAAUUCUCACGACUACCUGGUCGUCUGCUGGCUGCGGCCCGCGCUGCUGGUGCACCUGCUGGGACUCGGAUACGCGGUGCUGUCCACGGACAGCGACAUUGUGUACUUUGUGAAGCCGGUGUGGCAGUCGUACCUGCGGUUCAUCGAGGAGGCGGGCGCAGACGGCGCCUUCCAGGCCGAGGUGCCAGUCAACGGCGGCAACUAUGUGGUGCUGCCCACCCCCGCUGCCAUCCGUUGGGCCCAGGCCUGGGCGGCUCUGGCGCCUGAGAUGAUCCAGAGGGUCACCCACGACCAGUCUGGCUUCCGGCUGGUGGAGGAAGCCAGGUGGAAGCUGUGCGGUACCGUGGAGUCGUGCCAGGGGGAGCGCGCCGCGCAGAUUGCCAAUGCCACCGCCGCCGCUUCCCCCGGCGGCAACGCCACCGCCGCCGCCCCCCCCGCCCUCUUGCGUAUCUACCUGCCCCGCUACUUCGGCUACUGGGACGAUUUGUGCGCCUUCGCGGCCAUGCACCGGCUGCCGCGCUUCGACCCGUGCGACUGGGCGGGUGAAGCUGUUCACACAGAUGAUUUUUCUGUAUUAGGCGGCGGCGCCGAGGCGCAGAUUGCCAAUGCCACCGCCGCGGUUUCCCCCGGGGGAAACGCCACCGCCGCCGCCCCCCCCGCCUUUUUGGGUAUUUACCUGCCCCGUUAUUUGGGUUAA